AGGAGGCACAGAGAAAGCUGCAGGAUGUUCACUGGUUUGUUGCUCUGCUGCUGCUCCUUCAGUCUGCUGCGACUCUCUUCCUCUCUGGUUCAUGGAAACAUCCACCUAGACGAGGGUCCGAUUCCAGGACGCCGCGUCGAUACGUCCUACCUGUCUGACAUAGGAGAGAGAAGCCACGCCCCCAGCCCUGUUCAAGACCCCGCCCUCUUGGACUCAGAGGAAGAUGGCUUCCUGAUGGAGCCGGCCUCCAACAAUGAGGAUCCGUCUGCGGUGCUGCAGCUGCAGGGYCGGGCCGUGCGCUCCCCCCGCCGCUGCAUCCCCCACCAACAGUUCUGCCUGGGCUACUCGCUGCCCUGCUGCGACCCCUGCGACACCUGCUACUGCCGCUUCUACAACGCCAUCUGCUACUGCCGCCCAGUCGGCCACACCUGCCCACCCAGACGCACCUGAAGAGCAGCCGCUGCCAUGUUUGAAUGUUUAUAUGAUUAAAUGUGGUUUUGUGAAAUAAA
This is a messenger RNA of Austrofundulus limnaeus, 509 nucleotides long. It is a transcript of the gene agrp, whose product is annotated as agouti related neuropeptide. Gene Ontology annotation, molecular function: neuropeptide hormone activity; type 1 melanocortin receptor binding. The transcript has 4 exons. Gene Ontology annotation, cellular component: extracellular region. The coding region runs from base 25 to 450 and encodes 141 amino acids. Lineage: Eukaryota; Metazoa; Chordata; Actinopteri; Cyprinodontiformes; Rivulidae. Gene Ontology annotation, biological process: positive regulation of feeding behavior; adult feeding behavior; neuropeptide signaling pathway. The record is from RefSeq and is a predicted model, not a curated record.